Trichechus manatus latirostris (Florida manatee) is the source of this 2051-nucleotide messenger RNA. It is a transcript of the gene PUM3, whose product is annotated as pumilio RNA binding family member 3. Gene Ontology annotation, cellular component: nucleolus. Gene Ontology annotation, molecular function: mRNA binding. Gene Ontology annotation, biological process: regulation of translation. Lineage: Eukaryota; Metazoa; Chordata; Mammalia; Sirenia; Trichechidae. The transcript is spliced from 18 exons. The record is from RefSeq and is a predicted model, not a curated record. The coding region runs from base 84 to 2030 and encodes 648 amino acids.
GGGGCAGGGCAAGGCGAGGAAGCGGAAGUGGUGGUAGCGGCGCGGGACGCAGGCGUGUUUCGGCCCCACGUGUGCGAGUUGCUAUGAUGGAAGUCAAAGGAAGAAAAAAAUUCACAGGAAAGGGUACAAAGCCAUCACAAGAAACAAGCAGAUUUCAUAAAAGCAGCGAUUCUGGUUCUUCAAAGACGUUCCCAGGAAAAGUUGUCAAGGAAGGUGGACCUAAAGUCCCAUCUAAGAACUUUGAGAAAAGUGCCACAAAACCUGGGAAGAAGGGUGUGAAGCAGUUCAAGAAUAAGCAGCAAGGGGAUAAAGUACCAAAGAACAAAUUCCAGCCGGCCAGUAAAUUCAACAAGAAGAGAAAAUUCCAGCCGAACAGUACAAGUGAUGAAUCAGCCGCCAAGAAACCCAAAUGGGAUGAUUUCAAAAAGAAGAAGAAAGAGCUGAAGCAGAGCAGACAACUCAGUGACAAAACCAACUAUGACAUUGUCGUCCGGGCAAAGCAGAUUUGGGAGCUCUUAAGAAGAAAAGACUGUGACAAAGAAAAAAGAGUGAAGUUGAUGAGCGAUUUGCAGAAGUUGAUUCAGGGGAAAAUUAAAACUAUUGCCUUUGCACACGACUCCACGCGCGUGAUCCAGUGCUACAUCCAGUACGGAAAUGCAGAGCAGAGAAAAGAGGCUUUCGAAGAAUUGCGAGAUAAUUUGGUUGAAUUGAGUAAAGCCAAAUAUUCCAGAAAUGUUGUUAAGAAAUUUCUCAUGUAUGGGAGCAAACCACAGAUUGCAGAGAUCAUCCGCAGUUUCAGAGGCCACGUGAGGAAGAUGCUGCGGCACGCGGAAGCCUCAGCCAUUGUCGAGUACGCCUACAACGACAAAGCCAUUCUGGAGCAGAGGAACCUGCUGACGGAGGAGCUCUAUGGAAACACGUUUCAGCUCUACAAGUCAGCAGAUCACCCAACCCUGGACAAAGUAUUGGAGGCACAGCCAGCAAAACUGGAGCUUAUCAUAGAUGAAAUGAAACAGAUUCUAAUGCCAAUGGCCCAAAAGGAAGCUGUGAUUAAGCACUCUUUAGUACAUAAAGUGUUCCUGGACUUUUUUACCUAUGCACCCCCAAAACUAAGAUCGGAGAUGAUCGAAGCCAUCCGAGAAGCGGUGGUGUACCUGGCUCACACCCACGACGGUGCCAGAGUAGCCAUGCACUGCCUGUGGCACGGCACCCCCAAGGAUAGGAAAGUGAUUGUGAAAACUAUGAAAACUUAUGUUGAAAAAGUGGCUAAUGGCCAAUACUCCCAUCUGGUUUUACUGGCAGCAUUUGAUUGCAUUGACGAUACUAAGCUUGUGAAGCAGAUCAUCGUAUCAGAAAUUAUCAGCUCCUUGCCUAAGAUAGUAAAUGACAAAUACGGAAGGAAGGUCCUGUUGUAUUUACUGAGCCCCAGAGAUCCCGCACAUACGGUGCGAGAAAUCAUUGAAGUUCUGCAGAAAGGAGAUGGAAACGCACACAGUAAGAAAGAUCCAGAGACCCGCCGGCGUGAGCUCUUAGAGGCCAUCUCCCCAGCUUUGUUAAGCUACCUGCAAGGACACGCCCGAGAGAUGGUGCUGGAUAAGUCUGCCUGUGUGCUGGUGACCAACAUCCUGGGGUCUGUCCUUGGAGACGUCCAGCCUGCCAUGAACACCAUUGCCAGCUUGGCAGCCGGGGAGCUGCGUCCUGGCGGCCGGGACAGAGAGCUUCACACUGCAGAACAUCCUGCAGGACAUCUGGUUCUGAAGUGGCUCAUAGAGCAAGAUGGAAAGAUGAGAGAGAGCGGAAGAGAAGGUUGUUUUGCGAAAACACUGGUGGAGCAUGUUGGGAUGAAGAAUCUGAAGUCCUGGGCUAGCGUGAACCGGGGUGCCAUUGUCCUCUCUAGCCUUGUCCAGAGUUCUGAUCAAGAAGUUGCAAGCAAAGUCAAAGCUGGACUGAAAAGCCUCCUUCCCAUGCUGGAAAAGACCAGACACGCUAGCAAAGGAAUCGAAGCGCUGCUGGAGAAAUUGGCGGCCUAGGCAGAACAGUUCCGACCUAGA